GGUGGAAAUUAUAUUGAAUAAAAAACAAUACAAUUCAAAUUCGUUAAAAUCGAAAAUGAUAAAUAUGUAAAUAAGCUCACAACAUCCAAGUUGAUUGAAUAAAACGGUAAAAUAUCUACUAAUAUAACAAAUAGUGUGCGAAAUACACAUUUGGAAAACGUUAAAGUUAUCAAUUGAAAUUGCACUAGAUCGAAGUUGAUCUAUCUAUCUAAAUCAAAUAAACACUGCAAAAAUGCCGGAAACCAAAAUAAUGUCCAAAGUAAGUUUAUGUAACCAUUUUAUAGUAUAAAAAAACUCAACCCUUCGUUUACAUCAAUUAAACCAUGUUUCGUACAUGUGGAGUUCCAUAAACUCUUUAAAAAACAUUAAAUCAUUAUCAAAUGUUUGUUAAGUUUAUCGAUUUUUUGUUUUUAUCCCUUUAGCUCAUAAAUCUCAAUUGUGUUUUUAACAAAAAAAAAAUUACAUUUUUUAUCUUUCACAAUAAACGUUUAGAGUUGAUGUACAUUUUAUAUUGGAAACAAACUGAUUUGUGACGACCCAACUGUUCUAAUAAAUCAUUAAGAUAUUAAAUAAGACACAAGCUCUAAUUCUAGAAAGAAACAAAGGUGAUGUCUGUGAAUGGGUACUUUAGAUUCUAUUGUUGGGAAAAAGAUUCAGUCAUGAAAACUAUGUUGUUUACGCAUGGAUUCCUUAAGUACUCCAAAGAGUGUUAAUUGAGUAGUGUGAGUGUUUGAGCUAUUAAACUACGAAAUGUAUAGAGUAAAUAAAAUUGAUAAGAGAUAGCGUAGAAGGCUUGUUUGAUUGAAUGUGUGUCAAAAAUAUUACAGAUACUAGUACUUAUAGGCAAAGUUAAUCCUAUUGGCCAUAAAUGGUAGCCUACAAACAUGUAGCCAUGCUCGACCAAUUAUACGGGUGGUGCGUGAUAAAUCCCGUUUGAGGGAAUUUGUGGCACCCCAUGAUUGACUUGUUUUCAUGUUUCUUAAGCAUGUCAGGUUGGCAAUAUCCAUGCACGCUUUUCCCUAAAAUUGUGUCACUGUGUUGACCGCUAGUUGCCCUAAAAAUGUGGAAGGUGAGCGUAAUUGUCAAAUUGUUAGGUAAUGGCGAGCUUUGAUGUAGUCUAAAACCUCUGUGACCCUCGUAGAUUCUUGUAAACCGGAGAAAGACUCGACUGACUCAUUAUUCAGCUUUUUCAAGAGCACCUUAUCUUCUUUCAACUACUCAAAAAUUUGAUUGUUUGCCGUUCUCGACUUACUAGUUAUUUAUCUUUAGAUGUAAACAUAUUGUUUACUAUCUCAUAUUAAAAAAAGAAGUAAGAAAUUUCUCCUCGUGCCCCUCUAUGUCAUCGAUUCGAAUCAUUAUGCAGAACAUUAUGUAUGUUUAUUUUUGCAAGUAGACCUUCAAAUCUUGACUUUUAAUUGUUCAUUAAAUGUUGGAAAGCUUAUGUGCGAAAUGCCAACUGAUUUACUGCAUGUUUCCCUUUCAAGAAGAUCCUUAUUGUCAAUUGUUCUUUAAUAGAACAACCUAAACAUUCUGGUGAAUUUUCUUCAAUCGUUAUUUAAACAAAUGACUUAUUAAUGAAGCUUCCCUUAUGUCCUCUUCAAGACUUUGGGAUUCGGUAAUGAAGCUUCCCUUAUGUCAGCGGUCAUUACUGGAGGAGUCAAUGUAGUUGCCACAUUUGUUUCCAUUUUUACCGUAGACAAGUUUGGAAGAAAGAUAUUGUUCAUUGAAGGUGGCGCCCAAAUGUUUAUUUGCCAGAUUUCUAUUGGAGGAAUGAUUGUUGUAAAGUUUGGACUAAGUGGUGAAGGCUCGUUAACUAAAGCUGAAGCCAAUCUCCUCUUAUUUUUCAUAUAUGGCUAUGUUGCAGCUUAUGCUUGGUCUUGGGGUCUAUUGGGUUGGUUGGUUCCUAGUGAAUUAUGUUCGCUUGAAGCUCGAUCCGCAGGUCAAGCUAUUAAUGUUGGCGUGAACAUGUUAUUUUCUAUUUUUCAUUGCACAAAUUUUUCUCACACUGCUUUGCCAUUUAAGUUUGGCCUCUUCUUCUUUUUUGCUGGCUUUGUCCUUAUCAUGACUAUCUUCAAGCCUUGUUCUUGCCUGAGACAAAAAAUGUUCCUAUUGAAGAAAUGAAUAGAGUGUGGAAGUCACAUUGGUUCUGGGCUAAAUUAUUUUCUGAAGAAGGUGUUGUUGGUAGGCAUGAACACAACACUUCACAUUAAUGUUUAUUAAGGUGUAAUUUUCAAAUUAGCAAAUGAUGAAUGAUAAAUGGGUUGUACUACAUUUACAAUUGUAAUUACACACGAUAGUGUACUCCAUAUUUUGUUGUAUAUUACAAUUUAUGGUUAAAUAAAUUUUUAGUCCCCAUAAGUUUUAA
Messenger RNA from Cicer arietinum (chickpea), 2365 nucleotides. NCBI's taxonomy places the organism in Eukaryota, Viridiplantae, Streptophyta, Magnoliopsida, Fabales, Fabaceae. The record is from RefSeq and is a predicted model, not a curated record.